Messenger RNA from Podarcis muralis (Common wall lizard), 5903 nucleotides. The record is from RefSeq and is a predicted model, not a curated record. Lineage: Eukaryota; Metazoa; Chordata; Lepidosauria; Squamata; Lacertidae.
CCAAAAAACAGCCCUCACAAAACAACCCCCGUGACAGCCUUGGCCACACACUGACUCCAAGGCAACGUCCACCAAGGUAAAAUUGCUUAGGCGACGUUGCCUCAAAUAAGCCUUCCACCCUAUUUCGUCAGAUCUUACUCCUGUUUAUUUCAUUUUUAUUUGUAACUAAAAUGAUGACACAGGGACUGGGCAUGUGGUAGUGGUAUCCCUCCCUCUCUCCUCUCCCUCCCUUAAGUGGCUUCACUGUUAGUCGCAAUACACUCUUAGCCUUGGCCUCGGGCCCAGCCCUGCCCGUAACCGCCGGGUUCAAACUGGGAAUCCCUUCACGGGUUCUCCCAAAUAGUUUAGCGGGACAGGAACAUGAUGGGCGGCGCCAGGAAACACGCGGGUGGGUCCGGAGGGCCGGGGAAGGCGAGGCCUCGUCGGCCGGGAGAGAGGCUGCUCUAGCUUGAGGAGCUAGAAUCGAGGAGUUUAUUCGAGUGCUUGAAAGAUCCGCCGGGUAGAGAACGACGUCGAGUUUCGCAACUUCGCAUUCCUGGUAACUAACUCCAAAGCGGCUUGAAUGCUGCUGUCGGCUGCAGUUUGCAAGCGCUGGGUUCCUGGACCCUCAAACCGAGGACGUAAAUUCUCUUUUAAGGACUUUUCGACAGGUUUACUCAAGGUGGCUUCCAUCCUUCAACAAAUGCAAAGCAUCCCUACAGAAACGUGAUAUAUGUAUAGCUCAGGUAGAACACGAUUUCCGGUCCCUUUAAAACAAAGCCUUCAACAGGUUGCCUCAGAUGCUAAUCCUUCUCAGAGUAGACUCACUGAAAUGAAUUAAAAAUCCAAACAUUAAUUUCAAAGGCUCUGCCCUAGUGUUUCCUGCCUACGCACAAUGAUUCUAAAUAAAUUUUUAUAUACUAUGCUUGGGAUCUUAACCAUGCAUUGCAACUUCUGUUUAGCGGAUCGAGAUGCUGUGGCUCACAUCUUUCCUUCAUCCCCUUUAAUUGAAAGUGGUUCUACCUUGAAAGUUUUUUGUAGACUGGGCAAAAAACUUUUUCCUUAUAAAAAUGCAAGUCAUAUCAUCUGGACACUGAAUGAUGUUGUGAUUGCAGAAGAAAACUACCAAGUUAUCAAUGAUUCUGUCUCUGGAGUAGUUAUUCAUAAUUUCACUUAUGGAAGAGCUCACGUUAAAUGUUUUGUUGAUUCUCCGGUUAAAAAGCAACACCUGGCUCACUCUGAAGUUAGAUCAGGGUUUCCUCCACGGCCUCCUGAAAUUAUUUUCUGCAUCUUUUAUUACAAAAGUGGCUCAACUCUUACUUGCACAUGGACAUAUGAGAGGAACCCUGAAACAGUCUAUACUCUCACUAAACAGAUGUUAGCACCGAAUGAGGAAGAAAACUGCUCAGUGAAAAGGGCUUCAACAUUAGUAGGCGAUGAGAUACAAAGCUGCUCAACCCAAAAUGAUUCAUGUACAAUAUUCAAUCAACCAAUUUCUGCUCGGGAAUAUCGUGUCCGGGUGACAGCAAGAAAUCGCUUGGGGGAAGCAACCUCAGAGCCUGUUUGCAUAAUUUCUACAAAAAUUUUGAAGUCUGAUCCUCCUCAGAUAACUAAAAUAGGAACAGUUCCAGGGAUGAAGCAAACACUAAGAGUUCAUUGGGUUAAACCUCGGUAUAUGCCUCGAAGUGCUGAGAACAAUACGAGGUGCCAAAUUCGUUAUAAAUCCAUAAAGGAAAAUGGCAUGAAAGAUUACUUCAUGGAAGAAGACAGUGCAACAAUUGAUCUCACAAAUCUGUGGGAUUGUACAAACUAUACUGUUGACAUUCGGUGCGCUCAUAAUGACUCGAAGUUUUGGAGUGAGUGGAGUGCAGAAAAAAUGGGAGCAACAGAAGAACAAGCUCCCUUGAAAGUAGACUUGUGGCGAGUACUUGAAUCGCAUCAGCCCACUGGAAGAAGAACUGUGCACCUUUUGUGGAAGAAACAUGAAGAAUUCCCAUCUUCUGGAAGAAUAGAUAGCUACAGAAUGAAGUAUUUUACAAAAACCAAUCCUCCUUUUGAAAAAACUGUCAACGCUAAAAAUAAUUCCAGUUAUUUCGGAUUGACAGGGGAAGCCUAUUCGAUCAGUGUUGUUGCUCAUAAUAUAGCUGGAGAUUCUCCUGAGGCUGUUUUGAAAAUUCCAUCAAUACAUGAAGAAAGCAUGAAUCUCCAAAGGAUUCUUAGCUUGAAUACUUCUGCUUUAAAGGAGCACUUGUUUUUGGAAUGGGAAACUUCAGAGUUAGAAAUAAAUGAAUACAUUAUAGAAUGGUAUAAUGAAUUGGAGACAGAUCCAUACAACAGAUCUUGGGAAUACAUAACAAAUGUCACAAACUGGACAUUUCCAAAAGGAACCUUCAAUCCCUAUAUAUGUUACAACAUUUCAGUGUAUCCCUUACAUAAAGGUGAAGUAAAAGUGCCGAGUUCCACCAGAACCUACUUUCAAGAAGGAAGCCCGAUCCAAGGUCCUGCUGCUGUGGUGAAAUAUUUUGAUAAAAGUGAAGCUGCCAUAACGUGGGAGGAAAUUAAAAAAGCAGACAGACGUGGUGAUAUUAUUAACUACACUAUAUUUUACAAAGCUGAUGGUGGAAAAGAAUUGGGAGAAACAGUGAGUGCUGAUGUGCUAGAAUACCGCCUUAAAUCCUUGCAAGCUAACACCAAGUACACAGCUCAUGUUAUGGCAAGCACCAUGGCUGGAGGAACCAAUGGAACAGAGCUAGAUUUCAUCACCCAUAAACUUAGUGAGACAGAUAUUAUUCUUCUGUUUGUCAUUGUUGGAUUUUUCAUGCUAUGCUUAACAACUGUUGGGUUAUUGUGGGCUCUGAAAAGACGCACGUUGAAAAAGAUUUGCUGGCCUGAAAUCCCACAUCCGGUACUACCAAGUUUUCCCAAUGGAUUUCAGGAGAAGACAAUGCUGAGAAACUCACCCUCUGAGAAUGAGACACUCAGUGUUUUGAGGGUAGAUCCUUGUGGAAAGGAUCAUGAUGAAUUACACUCGCUGACCCUUGAAACCUGGUUGAACCAGACUGAUGUUACCUCAGACUUCUUGAUGGCCAACCAUGAGAUUUUGUGCAGUGAAGAACAUGAAGCUAUAGUACCUCUUGCACAAUCAACCUCUUUGGGGCAUGAUUUCAGGAAUCCACCAAUUCCAGCUCCAAAAGUGGAUUCUAGAGAUUAUGGAGAUGACGAAGUUCAAGAUCAGCCAGAGUUGAAGGAGAAAACUGAGUUCAACCUAUAUUUGAAAAACUCGGUCCAUACAAGAGAGUUCUUAGGCCAAAAUACAGAAGGAACAAAAGGCCAACCAGUUUUUGUAACAGGACAGUGUUAUGUGGCACUGGAUGCAGUUAAACUGUUCUCAAAGCCCUGUUCAGAGUAAUUUAAUGGAGCAUGAGACUCUAAAUCUCAGGGUCAGGGGUUUGAGUCCCACGUUGGGCAUUGCAGGGAGUUGGACUAGAUAACCCUCGUCUUUUCCAAUUCUACAGUUCUACGAUUCACUGAAAGAAGCAUGAUGCUGCUGCUGCUGCCUGAGUCAAGGAGAGUGUUGCAGACUCUGUUUAGCUGUGACCAUUAUUUAGGACAUGAAGUUCUCCGUCCGAUUUUAAAUUGGCAUCAAGCAUUUGAUGGCUUUCCAUGGUCCACUGUUCAUUAGCAAAAACAAAGUAGUGUAAUUCAUAUGAAGGCACUAUAUUUCUCCCCCACACCCUCUACCCAAAGAAAGAGUGAUCAGAGAUGGAGGGGGUGGCGAUCUCUCUGCAUCCCAAACUUCUGUGGCCAUCAGAAUGUCGGGAGAAAGUCAACUGGGAAGCUUUGACACCAGAGGAUCGAAAACAUAUUUUUAAAAAUGCUCACAAUCCUCAAAGUGUUCUAGAAUACUAGAGCACCUUUUUAAAACCCUAUAAUGAUUUUAGCCCUAAUAUUUCAUACCUACCUGGUAAGCAUGGGAGCAUAGCUGAAUAGGCAGGGGGAAGGAAUCAAAGCAUGUAAUUGAAAAGUUAAAUGGAAUUUCCUUCGAAGGAAACAAUAAUAAACAUGGGGCUGUAUCCCACAAGGUCAUACUCAGCAUAGAUCUACUGAAGUCAAAAGACUUACGUUUCAGUGGGUCUCCUCUGGGUAUGACUUUAAAAUACAAUGGGUUGUAUACAACCAAGUAAAAAGAAAAGUAAAAGCAUUAAGGACAAAGUUCCUUAGGCAAAAAUCCUAUUCAAGUGACUGAUAUGGUACCUUAUUUGGAUAGAUACCAAAACGUACAUAGUACAAAUAUUCCAUUGUUUCAAUCUACCUUACUGUGGAGUCUUAUGUUACUUGGUUUGCAUAUAGGUAAAUGGGAAAAAAAAUGCAUUCCACUCCCAUUUCACAUUGGAUGUUUGAAUCUCAUGUACCUUCUCAUAUAGGAAGACUUGUCAGGUUUGGCAAAAAAUGUUUUUAGCUGAAGAAUUUGAAAACUAGCCAAGUUGUGGUUUCAGCCUUUCCUGUAGUAGAGGAAUCAUGACAGCAGUCCAACUUCAUUCAGCUUACUUGUCCAUUUGUAGCUAUUUGGCAUUAUUGGUUGCUAAACCACCAGUUUAAUAUAUUUAGGGCAUAUUGCUGAUUGUGAAAGCAUAUUAGGCUUUCCAGAAAGAAAAAGGACAAGAGAGAGAAAAAGCUUCCAAAGAUCUUGUCAAAAUGAGAAGUACGAUAGCUAUUUCUCCAUCCAUUAUGCAGCUCUUUUUCUAUUUCUAGGCCCCCCCCCAGCCAAACCCUCUGUGGAAAUAUAGGGCCCAUUCAUACCAAUUACAGCAUGUAGUAGACCAGGAUUUUGGAACUUCUGGCCUUAUGUAUGUUGCUAGAAUCUAACUCUCUACACCCCCCAACAAUGUGGCCAGAGGUCACCAGCAUCUUCAGCACCACAGGUUCUCACACUUCUGAUGAAGAUAAUAUGAACGCCAAGCCAAGUUCUGUAUCAUUUUUUUGUAUUUUGCAGACUGCCUAGCAUACUGUUGGUGGUAGGUGUUCCUAAUACAGCAGCAAGGUGCAAGUAGAUGUUGAGUGGGUGAAAUGAGACAGCACCACAAAUAAACUCCAUAGAUUAUAACCCCCCACAAUUGCAGUUAGUUGUCCAAACAGAUGCUGAAAUGAUGAGCAAAGGAUGGGACUUGGAAUUUGUUCCAUCGCAUUCCCAGAUCAGGUGAUCACAACUACCAAAGCUGACCACGCCAGCCACUUUUAGAGGUUAAGCACAUGGCACGCAAUCAACUGCGGUGAUGACCUGGGUCCUUGGGAAACCAAAAAGCCUUUUUAUCUACCUACGCCCUAGCCAGGAGAUCUACAUGCCCUUUCUAGAUGGCAGCCCUGUUGGUAUUCCUAUAUAGUAGAAGUGCUGCUUUUGCCACAAAUUUGCCUAUUUAAGACAUUGUAUCUAGACAGGUUGUAGCUGCCCCAACUGCUCAACGCAGGAAGGUCUGAAUGGGGAUUGUAAACCUGUUAAACUGUGCAGUCUGAAUUCCUGAUCUGGGGGAAGGCUUUCAUUGCAUUCAGCCUAAGAGGCUUACAAGCCCCGUUUAAAUUGUGUGAAAGUCAGAUGUGGAACUGGCACAGUCAGUCUCUGCUCAUACAAUUAAUGAACACCUGACUAGUGCUUCAAUGGCUUAAGACCCCAGUUUCCAUGUGUCAAUGGAAACAAUAGUGAUGUACACUACAGAUUUAUUGUGAGGACAAACAUCAUAAAUUUUAACAAAAAUGGUAUAUAUUGAAAUGCUGCAUAAAUUGCUCAUAUACAAAACAUUGAUACAAGAUACAUGAACAAGAUCAAAUUUGUAAAUAUUGGUGUGAGACUUGUUAUUUAAUGUACCAUCCUACUCUGAGCUGCUGGAAAAAAAUGCCAAUUAAAGCAUUAAAUAGUCUGCUAAAUUCUA